CGCGAGCUUCUUGCGUCAGCCGGGGCGGGGGUGGGGGGUUUUCGGAAGCUCUACGCGUGCGGCCAGCCGGGGAAGGAAAGGCCCGGGCUCUUGCCCCGCCCUCGGGGGGCGGGAGGCGUGGCGGGGCUGGAGCCCGGCCGGCGAUCGGGGCCUGGUCGCGAAGAAGCGAGUGCCUGGGAGCCCGCAGGAGCCGCCGCCGUCAGUGCCGCCUGGUCCGCGCCGCGCCUGGGCAGCCCGCACCGGACCGCCGUCGGGGAGCCUCAAGCACGGUCCCCAGCUCAGCAUGAUGGACUUGCAGCUGCCGCCGCCGGGACUGCCGUCCCAGCAGGACAUGGAUUUGAUUGACAUACUUUGGAGGCAAGAUAUAGAUCUUGGGGUGAGUCGAGAAGUAUUUGACUUCAGUCAACGACGGAAGGAGCAUGAGCUAGAAAAACAGAAAAAACUUGAAAAGGAAAGACAAGAACAACUCAAAAAGGAGCAAGAGAAAGCCUUUUUCGCUCAAUUACAACUAGACGAAGAGACAGGUGAAUUCCUCCCAAUUCAGCCAGCCCAACAUAUCCCGUCAGAAACGAGUGGAUCUGCCAACUACUCCCAGGUUGCCCACAUUCCCAAACCAGAUGCUUUGUACUUCGAUAACUGCAUGCAGCUUUUGGCAGAGACAUUCCCGUUUGUAGAGGACAAUGAGGUUUCUUCACCUACGUUUCAAUCACUUGUUCCUGAUGUUCCCAGCCACAUCGAGAGCCCAGUCUUUACUGCGCCUAGUCAGACUCAGACAUCUGAACCUGUUGUCCUUCAGCUAAUCAGUGAUUUAGGUAAUAUGCAGCAGGACAUUGAGCAAGUUUGGGAGGAACUACUAUCCAUUCCAGAAUUACAGUGUCUUAAUAUUCAAAAUGACAAGCUGGUUGAGACUAGCACGGUUCCAAGUCCAGAAACCAAACAGGCAGACAUUGACAACAGUUACCAUUUCUACUCAUCGAUCCCUACACUGGAAAAAGAAGUAGGUAACUGCAGUCCACCUUUUCUCAAUGCUUUUGAGGAUUCCUUCAGCAGCAUCCUCACCACAGAAGACCCCAGCCAACUGACAGUGAACUCAUUAAAUUCAAAUGCCACCAUAAAUACAGAUUUUGGUGAUGAAUUUUAUUCUGCUUUCGUAGCAGAGCCCAGUAACAACAACAUGUCCUCCUCGGCUACUUUCAGCCAGUCACUCUCUGAACUUCUUUACGGGCCCAUUGAUAUUUCUGAUCUGUCACUCUGUAAAGCCUUCAAUCAGAACCACCCUGAAAGCACAGCAGAAUUCAAUGAUUCUGACUCUGGCAUUUCCCCGAACACAAGCCCCAGCCUGGCAUCACCAGAACACUCAGUGGAAUCUUCUGGCUAUGGAGACACACCACUUGGCUUUAGUGAUUCUGAAAUGGAAGAGACAGACAGUGCCCCUGGCAGUGUCCAACACAGUGGUCCUAAAACACAGCCAGUUCAGACUUCUGGGGAGACAAUUCACCCCCCCUCACCAUCUCGGGGGCACAGUGCCCCAGUAAGUGAUGCCCAGUGUGAAAACACACAAAAGAAAGAAUUGCCUGUAAGUCCUGGUCAUCGCAAAACCCCCUUCACAAAAGAUAAACAUUCAAGUCGCUUGGAGGCUCAUCUCACAAGAGAUGAGCUAAGGGCGAAAGCUCUCCAUAUCCCAUUCCCUGUAGAAAAAAUAAUUAACCUCCCUGUUGAUGACUUCAAUGAAAUGAUGUCCAAGGAACAAUUCAAUGAGGCUCAACUUGCAUUAAUUAGAGAUAUACGUAGAAGGGGUAAGAAUAAAGUGGCUGCUCAAAAUUGCAGAAAAAGAAAACUGGAAAAUAUAGUGGAACUGGAGCAAGAUUUGGAUCAUUUAAAAGAUGAAAAAGAAAAAUUGCUCAAAGAAAAAGGAGAAAAUGACAGAAACCUCCACCUACUGAAAAAACAACUAAGCACCUUAUAUCUCGAAGUCUUCAGCAUGCUCCGAGAUGAAGACGGAAAACCUUACUCUCCUAGUGAAUACUCCCUGCAGCAGACGCGAGAUGGCAAUGUAUUCCUUGUUCCCAAGAGUAAGAGGCCAGAUGUCAAGAAAACCUAGAUAUGGAAAGAUCUGACCUUUUCUGAGCUAGUGUUUUGUUUUUGGUGUUUUUUUUUUAUACUAUUAUAUAUACUAAAAGCUCCUACUGUGAUGUGAAAUGCAGAAAUAUACUUUAUAAUUCUAUGCAAAAUUAGUCAAAACUAGUGUAGAAAAUAAUACAAAACUUUAAAAGCAUUAAACUGUUCUCAGUAUGCGGAAAUCAGUUUCACUUUAACUGCAAACUUAAUUUCUUAGAACACCAUUUGGGCUAGUUUCUGUAUACCUGUAAAUACUACAAAAACUUAUUUAUACUGUUCUUAUCUCAUUUAUUACAUUCAUAGAUUUAUAUGUUUUGACAUCUGGCUAAAAGCAAAUUGUAAAACUAACCACUAUGUACUUUUUUAAUAAAUAUCAUGAACAAAAAAUGGCAUUUUUUUAUAUUAAAUUGUUUAGCUCUGGCAAAAAUAAAACUAGUUGAAAAGCUGGUACUAAUAAAGGAAUACGAUUUGUUAAA
Eptesicus fuscus (big brown bat) is the source of this 2594-nucleotide messenger RNA. RefSeq names its product NFE2 like bZIP transcription factor 2 (gene NFE2L2). Gene Ontology annotation, molecular function: RNA polymerase II cis-regulatory region sequence-specific DNA binding; DNA-binding transcription factor activity, RNA polymerase II-specific. The transcript has 5 exons. The record is from RefSeq and is a predicted model, not a curated record. NCBI's taxonomy places the organism in Eukaryota, Metazoa, Chordata, Mammalia, Chiroptera, Vespertilionidae. Gene Ontology annotation, cellular component: nucleus. Bases 284 to 2101 code for a protein of 605 amino acids. Gene Ontology annotation, biological process: cellular response to oxidative stress; regulation of transcription by RNA polymerase II.